Messenger RNA from Arctia plantaginis, 303 nucleotides. The record is from the annotation of a GenBank genome assembly. Lineage: Eukaryota; Metazoa; Arthropoda; Insecta; Lepidoptera; Erebidae.
AUGGUAUUGGCGUUGAAACUUCACGCUUGGCAUGGUUUGAGAGCUGCUUGGCGGGUUGACCACGGUCAGAAAAACACCCGGGGGCCGCGUCAGUGGCUAAGUGCCACGCCUCGGAAGUUUGCUAACAAAGCAGCAGCCGACGCUGUCCAAAUCUUGGCGGCAAUGGAUUCCAAAACCGAGUAUCCUGUUGAGAAGCUCAUGAGAGAUGCCAAGAUUACACGAUUUAUGAAGGCAACUUCCCCAAAACCAAAGGGUCAUCAUUUUCCAGGGAGCUCUUCAACGGCUGCUAAGUCCACCAACUAA